AUGCCUCAGUGGGGCCUGCUGGCUUCGGGAAGUGUUGGGGGUUUCUCUCUGCCGUCGCAGCAGCGUCUCGCGUUCACGCAGUACUUCCUGCACCAGAUACGAAAUAGCAGAGACGCCUACUACCCAGAGGGGUGUGGGGGUGGAAAACUGCUUUCCUUUUUAGGUGAUGGAGCCUUUCGGAGCUCAACGGGCUCCGAAGUGGAGAGUGCAGCGGCCCUUGUGGCUGCGGGAGCAGAGGGCCUUGCGGGUACCCUGGAUCCCUCUGUGCCGAUUUCCACUAUGCUCGACGCUCUGGCUCUAGCCCAACCUCCCGAGGAAAAUGCAACAGCUGUUGUUGCUGCUGGCUGUGGAGGUGCUUCUACUGCACUCAAAGGAUGUCCCAGCUGGGGGUCAUUGGCUAAAGCAGCUGCAUGCGGGGGCCCCAGACCACCUAACGAUGCACUUGAACUCUAUCUGUGUGAGCUUUUGCUGCCGUUACUUGAUGAUGCCAUCGCUGCUCUCUGCUCCUUUAUGGGGAAGCUGCAGGCUGACGAACAACAGUAUGUGCAGCAUCAGAAGCUGCCGCAGAUGCAGAAACAGCCAAGCCGCCAAUCAGACGCCCAUCAGCAGCCAGAGACCUCUGACCCUUACCUCCUGCUGGACCAGGGUAUAAGGAGUCGAUUCGACCCCUUGGUGUGGCUGGGACAGUUUCUUUUAAGACAAGGGAAGGCUGCUGAAGCAUAUACUUAUGCUGCAGAACAACACGCUGUUGGCGCUAGGGCUGCGACCACACCAGCUGCAGCAGCAGUGAGCAGGGGACUGUUACGGGGCGAGCACCUGCAGUUGGGAAGCCUACCAACUUACUCUUUACUUAGGAAGGCAGUGAAAGAAGAAAGAGCAUGGAGGGCCUUCGAGGCCCUUAAACCUCAAGUAGAGCUCCUGGUGCAAAGAGCACGGCACCAGUUUCUUCAGCAACAUCACCAAUCUCAGCAGCAGGAAACUGACUUCAGCUCCACAGAGCAAGAGCAGGAACAACAGAAACAGCAUCUACUUAUGCAACAGGCUGUUCCGCUAACUGCAGAGGUGCUACCCUCAGUGCUUCAAGCCGUCGACGCCGCCUGGGAACUACCAAAGAACCAAGGAUUUUAUGCUGCAGUCCUUGCCGAGGCUGAGAGUGGGAAGCCCUGCAGCAUGCUUAACUCCUGUAGGAGCAGCAAAAACGAAAUGGGGCUAUUUCCGUCGCAACUUUACGGCAACAGCAGCAACUUCAUUAUGGGUGCGUGCAGUGGGGUGUAUCUAGAAGCUGCUGACCCAAGUGAUAUACAAUUUUCGGAGUUCUGGCGAUUCCUUGGGUCUUGCCUUGAUGCGUGCCCCCCUCUAAAGUAUCACAUCUUUAGUUUUGCCCUCAGGGCUGUAGCCUCGUCUCCCUUUCCCGUAGAAACAGACCAGCUACAGCAGCAAAAUUAA
Cyclospora cayetanensis is the source of this 1446-nucleotide messenger RNA. RefSeq lists its product as uncharacterized. The coding region runs from base 1 to 1446 and encodes 481 amino acids. Lineage: Eukaryota; Apicomplexa; Conoidasida; Eucoccidiorida; Eimeriidae. The record is from RefSeq and is a predicted model, not a curated record. The transcript has a single exon.